CUUCAGGAAAGCAUCGCAGCCGGGGUGACUGGUCUCUCCGCCGCAAUAACCUCAUCCCGCGGACACUGGACCUUUGUUGCCGGUGUAUCGGAUCUGGAGAGCCAGCAACCUAUCACAUCUACUCACUUGUUUGGCGUUGGUAGCAUCACCAAAGUAUUCACGGCCGUCGUUAUUUUCCAACUUAUAGAAGAAGGAAAGCUGCAAUUGACAGAUACUGUCAGCAAGUUUCUUGACCCCGAAAUAUACCGUGACAUUGACACUGCGGCCGAAGCCAACGUUGACCUGCUCUUGAGUCAUGAAACGGGCAUUGACAAUUGGGAAGAUGACCCAGCUUGGAUUAAAGCAGGACGUGGCAGCAAGUUGGAUCCGGCUCAUAAACGGACCAAUAUCGAGCCUCUUGAUUACAUUCGCCGCCCAAGAUUGACCGCCCCUGAGCGUGGAAACUAUUACUAUGCAAACACCAACUACGAGCUUCUCGGCUUUAUGAUUGAAAAGAUUACGCAGAACACAGCAGAGGCCGAAAUCCGUCGACGAAUCCUUGCGCCACUCGGAAUGGAAAACACAUUUCUAGAGGGGUUUGAAGAACAAAACCAGGGCACGAUGACAAAGCGCUAUCACUUUGCAACUGAGGAAUAUCGUGAGGCGGCGGGAAUCAAUGUAGCUUUUCCCGAGCUUCAGGACGGCAAGCUCAUUGACUGUACGGCAUCUAACCUUUCCGUCGAGUGGACAGCCGGCGGCAUGGUUUCUACGCCCUCUGACCUCGUCAAAUUCGCCACUGCUAUUCGAGAUGGGAAGUUGCUCAGUGCGGAAUCGCUUGCUACCAUGAAGAUGUGGCGACCAACUUCGAGCGGGACCUCCGAGAUGGGCCAUGGACUCUUCAGAAUGCGGGACUCUGAAAAAGACGGAUGGCUAGGCCACUUUGGCGGCGUGCUGGGUCUCACGGCGGCUUUGUGGUGGAAGGAGGAGGGA
Molecule: messenger RNA, 969 nt
Organism: Trichoderma harzianum CBS 226.95
Lineage: Eukaryota; Fungi; Ascomycota; Sordariomycetes; Hypocreales; Hypocreaceae
Exons: 1
Source: RefSeq, a predicted model, not a curated record